Molecule: messenger RNA, 4019 nt
Organism: Gastrolobium bilobum
Lineage: Eukaryota; Viridiplantae; Streptophyta; Magnoliopsida; Fabales; Fabaceae
Product: protein CROWDED NUCLEI 3
Exons: 8
Coding region: 84-3749 (1221 amino acids)
Biological process (GO): nucleus organization
Cellular component (GO): nucleus
Source: RefSeq, a predicted model, not a curated record
CUCUUUUUUUUCCGGCGAAACCCUCACCGGCGUUCAAUUCUUGGGGCAAAUUUCCGGCGAUAUUCCAUUGCAUCAACAGAACGAUGUUCACGCCGCAGAGGAAGGCGUGGCCCACGGCGGUGGCCGCCUUCACGCCGAGCCGAGGCGGUGCAGGGACGAGUUCCAACCUCGCGCCCUCCGCGAAGGGAAAGGCCGUCGCCGUCGCCGAUGACCCGCCGCCGCCGUUGGGGUUUCUGAGUGAAACCGCCCGGGAGGCGACGGUGGGGUUCGACGCGGGGAACGUUGAGGACUGGAAGAAGUUCAAGGAGGUUGGGUUGCUGGAUGAGGCGGUGAUGCAGAGGAAGGACCAGGAAGCGCACUUCGGGAAGGUCUCGAGGCUCGAAAAAGAGCUUUUUGACUACCAGUACAAUAUGGGCCUCCUGUUGAUUGAGAAGAAAGAAUGGAGUUCGAAGUUUGAUCAGCUGAGACAAGAAUUAGCUGAAACUGAGGAGAUUCUAAAACGACAACAGUCAGCACAUUUAAUUGCAUUAUCUGAAGUCGAGAAGAGAGAGGAAAAUUUGAGGAAAGCAUUGAACACGGAGAAGCAGUGUGGGGCUGAUCUUGAGAGAGCUUUGCGUGCAAUGCAAGAAGAGCAUACCCAAGUCCAGUCUUCCUCCCAUACAAAGCUAGCUGAAGCAAAUGCAUUGGUUGAUGGAAUUGAAGAGAAGUCUUCGGCGGUGAACAAGAAACUGCAUGAUGCAGAAGCUACGCUUGCCGAGGUAAACAGAGAAAGAGCAGAGCUGGAUACGAAAUUGCGAGAGGUGGAGUUUCGUGAAAGUUUGGUUCAAAAGGAACGUUUGUCAAUAGCUGCCGAUCGAGAAUCAUUUGAGGCAACAUUCUACAAAGAAAGGGAAGAUUUGAAGGAGUGGGAGAGGAAGCUACGGCAAAGAGAAGAUAUGCUUUGUGAUGGUAGGCUAAAUCUUGGUGAGCGAGAGGAAAUGUCAAUUGAAGCUGAGAAGAACCUGAAGCAGAGAGAGAGAGAUCUAGAAGUGUUGGAGAGGAAUAUCGAUUCAUCUAAUUCUUUAUUGAAAGAAAAGGAAGCUGAGAUAAGCAGAAGAGUAGCAGAUUUAGUUGUGGAAGAGAAGAAAGUGGAUUCUUUAAAGCUCAUGCUGGAGAUGAAAGAGAAAGAAUUACUUGCACUGGAACUUAAACUUAGUGCUAGAGAAAGUGAGGGGAUCCAGAAGCUCCUUGGUGAACAAAAAGAUACUCUGGAUUUAAAGAUGCAGCAGUUUGAGCUGGAAAUGGAACAAAAGCGGAAAUCCCUCGUUGAGGAGUUCAGCAGCAAGAAGGAAGCGCUGGAACAGAUGGAAGCCGAAGUCAACCACAGGGAAAAGAAGGUUGGAAAAGAAGAGCAGGCUUUGAGCAAGAAGGCUGAGAGAAUAAAGGAGCAAAAUAAGGAACUUGAAGCAAAAUUGAAAUCUUUAAAGGAGAAAGAAAAGAAUAUGAAAAUCAAAGAAAAAGAGUUGGAGAAGGAAAAACAACAAUUGCUUGCUGAUCGAGAGAGUCUUGAGAAUUUGAAUGUUGAACUUGGGAAGAUAAAAGCUGAGAUUUCUCAACAAGAGCUGCAAAUAUGGCAAGAGAGUGAGAAUUUGAAGGUUACUGAAGAUGAGAGGUCAGAGCAUUCUCGUUUGCAAUUGGAACUAAAACAGGAGAUAGAACAUACCAGAUCGCAGAAGGAUUUUCUUAUUAAGGAAGCUGAAAACUUAAGGGAGGAGAGACAGAGGUUUGAGAAAGAGUGGGAAGUGCUGGAUGAGAAAAGAGCUGAAAUUAGUAGAGAGCAGCAUGAAAUUGAUGUGGAGAGAGAAAGGUUAAGAAAAUUGCUGCACACUGAAGAAGAAAGGUUGAAAAGACAGGAACAAGACAUGCAAGAUCAUAUAAAGAAAGAGCUGGAGAAGCUUGAAUUGGAGAAGGAAUCAUUUAAAGAUUCAAUGAAGCAAGAGGAACUUCUUUUAUCUGAAAAGGUGAAAAAUGAAAAGGCUCAAAUGCUUCAAGAUUUUGAAUCGAAGACAAGGAAUCUUGAGAAUGAAAUCCAAAAGAGGCAGGAAGAUAUGGAGAAAGACAUGCAGGAAAGAGAGAGAAAAUUUCAGGAGGAAAUGGAAAGAGAGCUUAAUAAUAUUAAUGUCUUGAAGGAUGUUACUGAGAAAGAAUGGGAAGUGGUGAAGUCUGAGGGGACUAGGUUGGAGAAUGAGAGGAAGGAACUCGAGUCAAACAAGCAGCAUCUGAAGUCAGGCCAACGUGAGAUGCAUGAAGAUUCUGAAAUGCUUAUGAAUCUCAGCCAGAAGGUUAAGAAGGAACGUGAACGCCUUGUGGCUGAAAGAAAACACUUCCUUGCACUUGUUGAGAAGCUAAGGAGUUGCAAGGGCUGUGGGGAAGUUGUUAGGGACUUUGUUGUAUCGGAUCUUCAGUUACCUGAAUGUAAGGAAAGGGUGGUUAUUUCCUCGCCUACCUCCCCUGUUCUGAAUAAUAGGCCUCUUAAGAACUCCCAGGACAAUGUAGCGGCCUCUGACUUGAACUAUUCUGGAUCUGUAAGGCCUGUGUCUUGGCUCCGCAAAUGCACAUCCAAGUUUUUCAUUUUAUCCCCAAAUAAAAGAACAGAUUCUGUUAGUGCUUCAGAUAUGGCUGGGACAUCGCCACUGUCAGAUGUGAAUGUUAAUACAGAAAAAGUUGAUGGGCCUGCAUCUCUUCCUAAUAUAGGAGCUAGAGUUACUCUUGGAGAAAGACAAUUAGCAGGUGGGGUGGCUUGUCCCUCUUUGGACACACCGCAUCUCCAAUCUGAUAAUAUUGUUAGAGAGGUGGAUGAUGAACACUCUCCAUCCAUAGAUGAUCACAGCUACGUGGAUAGUAUGGUAGGUGGAUGUCCAGAUGAUUCUCAGCAGUCAGUUCCAAAGCUUGGUCGGCCCAGACCUGGGAGGAAAAACAAAUCUGGAAUUUCUAGAACACGAUCAGUGAAGGCUGUUGUUGAAGAGGCCAAGGAGUUCUUAGGGAAAGCCUCAGAGGAAAUAGAAAAUGCAAGUUUGCAGUCUCUAAAUACUGAUCGUAUCAAUGAAGACAGUAUAGAAGACUCCAGUCGCACUGAGAAAGCCAUUGGUAACGCUAGAAGGAAGCGGCAACGUGCACAUACUUCUAGGAUUACAGAAAGUGAGCCGAAUACUGGUGAUAGUGAAGGACACUCGGAUAGUAUUACAGCCGGUGGGCGCAGAAAGAAGAGGCAAACGGUUGCUCCACCAGCACAAGUUACUGGAGAGAAGCGAUACAAUCUCAGGCGGCAUAAGACUGCAGGCAAGAUUUCAUCUACACAGGACCUAUCCAAUGGAACAAAGAGUGUGAAGAAAGAAGCUGCUGGCGGUAAACUGGAGGUGGAUAAAAGCCCUGAGGUUGUCAUUGGAGCUUCAUCAGUAGUAGCUGAAGACAAUGUCCAAGCCACAUCUCAGGUGCAGGUCUCAACAGUAAAGACUGUGGAGUUGUUCUCAGAUGAUAGAGUUGUUAGGUUUGAAGUACCAAGAGACAUUAUUGAUGACAAUGGUGCUGCAACCAACUCUGUGGAUCGCGUGGAAGAAAAUGGUACACCCGAAUAUGGGGAUGAAGAUGGAAGCACAAUCUACGAGGUUGAAAAUAAUAACGAGGAGGAGGAGGAAGAAGAGGAAGAGGGAGAGGAGCAUCCCGGUGAAGUUUCCAUAGGAAAGAAGAUCUUGAAAUUUUUUACAACAUGAUGGAAAUAGUUAUAUUUCUCGUUGAUAUCGCAAUAGAUAUAAUAUAACUAUGCUCUUAUUCCUUUUAAAUAGGAGAAUUAGGCAUGUAAUAAUACUUUGGGGUUAACUUCCAUGUUUGUUUUGAAAUUUAUUACUGGCAGAUGAGAAGCAUUAUUCUCCUGCCUUUGUUUUCAAAGACCGUCCUCUUGUACAAUAGAUUAUAUUUGUUUCCUAAAAGUGAACAAAUUUUAGCUCAGUUAUACCUAAGAUAAUGAGCUAAAAUACCUUCUU